Dicentrarchus labrax (European seabass) is the source of this 2534-nucleotide messenger RNA. Its product is annotated as fibrinogen alpha chain. The transcript has 4 exons. The record is from RefSeq and is a predicted model, not a curated record. The coding region runs from base 1457 to 2077 and encodes 206 amino acids. NCBI's taxonomy places the organism in Eukaryota, Metazoa, Chordata, Actinopteri, Moronidae. Gene Ontology annotation, biological process: blood coagulation.
UUACAUUUUUUUUCCCUUAUAUAUAGACCUACACUGUAAAGUUUUACUUGUAAUGUGAAAACAAAAUACAGAGUAAAAAGUACUAAAUAACGUCACUUAAAAUUACUCGUAAAAGCUGCUUAAUCAAAAUUAUUUUGAACUAAAUAAACUGAGUUUCUGUUACUUAAUGAUGGAUGUAAACCUCUCCACUGUUUUUUGAGUUAAAACAACUUAUUGCAGUACAGUGUACUGUGUUUAUUUUUUAAGUUCCCUUUAAAAACGACAAUGAAAUAUAGGCCCACUGUGUAUAUUUUUAAAGGUAUCCUAAAUCGGGAAGACUUUGUGACCCCCAGGUUGAGAACCAUUGAUUUAGAGGGUAGUUUGUUUCGUUAUGAAUGUGAUACAGAUAAAUAGAGGGGCUCCAGGGCAAAAGUCCUGUUGCCUUCAAAUACCCAGUGCAAACAGCAGACUACAUCUACAUUUCAGUUAUGUUAUUCUUUAGUGCAGAUUAUUAUUAAUCAAAUACUACAAACUAAUUGCCACACAGUAAACCAGAGCCCUCCAGGGCCCCUGAGGGUCAGAGGUCACUUUGCCCAGUUGGUAAUCCAGUCUUAUACAAAUAAAAUAACAACCGACUCGGCCAAAAGAAUAUAUUUAGAGGGAUAAGGAAAAAAACAUAUUUGUUCUGAUUGGUGUAAAGUCUUGAAAUCUGGUACCAACAUACUUCGAGCGAGUAUCUAACAGUACAACUUCACACUUCAUAUAACUCAUUGAUAAAAUCACUUUUUUUUUUACAGUUUUCCUAAUUACAUAUUUUGAUAACUUCAUAUAUGUGCAUAUCUUUUACAUUUAACUUGUUACGAGUUAAUAGAUACCAAAUAGUUUGUUUUUGCUCCUUAUAGUUUGAGAUACAGACAAUUUCUUAUCAUACUAUACUUAGUCUUUUGACAACUGUUCUUAAGAUGGUAGAAAAUGCUGUGAAUAAGCAAUACAAAUUAAGGGAUUUGUAUUUGUUUUAGUACACGCAUGUGACAGGCUUAUGGUAUGGCAUUUUCUACCAUUUUAGGAAGAAAAACCUAGCAGCAAAUGGAUUCAAUUUCAAUUUGUUGAAUCAAUUUUCUUGCGUCAUCAGAGAAUGAAGUUAGAAAUCCAACAAAUCGCAGUGUUUUUAACAUGAAAAAAACAUCCUAAUCCUGUCUAAACUUUAGACUACUACAACAAAACUGCCAAUUUAUCAUUGCAACAUCGUGUUCAGUUGAAGGUGAACUGACCGCAGUCCUGUCUGUGUUCUGUCUGUUUAUCUGCAGUGUGUGCGAGGUUGAGGCAGCAGAAUCAAGAUGGCCGAGGGCCACACAGUCACACCCAGUCCCAGAGAGGGCAGCGCUGUCGGGUGAAACCCGACAUCGCUCUGUGUUCAGAUGAUGAUUGGGUUUCUAAAUGCCCCUCUGGCUGCAGACUCCAGGGUUUGAUCUCACAGAUGGAGAACGAGGUGGCGAGAAAACUGAGGAAAGUGUGUAAGACAGCAGUGAUGUACGAAGACGCGGCUGAGAAGUCCAUGAUGACGAUGACGCACAUCUACAACGACCACCGGAGAGUCAUAGUCAACAGAUACACUUCAGAGCUCAAGUUCGUGAAACAUGGCGAAGCGUUGGCCAGGAACCUCACGUCGCUACGGAAACGAUCCUCUAGACUGUCAAAGCAACUUGUCGAGCUGCGCCUCAACGUCCAAAAACAAAUGGAGGACUUGUAUCGAACAGAGGUGGACGUUGACAUGAAGCUGCGAGCCUGCCAUGGCUCCUGCCGGUUGGUGUUACCGUUCAGCGUAGAUCAUUCCAAGUAUCAAAACCUUCAAACUGACAUGGACCACACAGACAAGACUCUGAACCAGAGAAGGAAGGCAGCACGGCAUCCUCAAGACAUCCCACAUAUCAAGCUGCAGCCUGUAGAUGUAGGCCCGGCUCCGUCUGCAGAGUAUAAGACCAUCCCAGUGGUCCAGAGAGAGCUGUUGACCCAGUUUGAGGAUAUCGGACAGAACCAGGUAGUUCUGGAGGAGCUGCUGGAGGACUCUGCACUUGUGGAUGCUGCAGAGCUGGAAUGAAGAAGUAAGGAAGCAAGGAAGAGAAAAUCGGGUAUUUGUUUUUCAUUUCAACAGCACUUGAAAAACUAGAUUCUGACAGGGCUAUUCAAAUAAGCUAAUAAUUGUUCUUUUUAUUCUUGUUUGAAGAUGUAUAACCAUGCUCUUGGAUUCUGUACACUGACUGUUGCAUGUUAAGAGUGUCUAGUUCAGCCUAAUGAACACAUCAUUUGAAGACUGCACAUUGGCAAAAGCUCUUAUUACCUCUGUCCAAUAACAGAUUUUAUCCCUGAGAGCACACUCCUCUCUUCAUCCUCCGUUUCAUUAUUUAUCAUUAUUUAUUUCACGGUUUUGCCAUAAUUGGGCACAGAAACAAUUCCUGUCAACACACUGUACUGUCAUUUCUGUAUACAUUGAAGUAGCUGCAUGGUUUCCAUCAUUUUAUUAUACACGGAUCAGUUAAUAAAAGAGUUAGCUCUGA